Penaeus vannamei (Pacific white shrimp) is the source of this 7604-nucleotide messenger RNA. Lineage: Eukaryota; Metazoa; Arthropoda; Malacostraca; Decapoda; Penaeidae. The record is from RefSeq and is a predicted model, not a curated record.
AUCUCAAAAGUCAAAGCACAAGAGUGCAGCAUAUAUGAGGGAUGUAACCAAUGUUUGGGUGCUCGUGAUCCUUAUUGUGGCUGGUGUUCCUUGGAGAACAAGUGCUCCUUGCGUCGAGACUGCCGUGACGCCACCCAAGAUCCUCAGCACUGGGUGAGCUACAAGACAGGCCGCUGCACCACCAUCACCACAGUCAUGCCAGAUAAGCUACAGAGGACCACUGCCAGGACUUUAGCACUGAUGAUUGACAACCUGCCAUCAGUGGAUGGACCAUUGCAAUGUGUUUUUAGUGCUAUGGGGAAAGAUCUCACCACAAAGGCCAAGCGUACUGCUCAGGGGGUUUCUUGUACCACUCCCCGGAAUGACAUGCUUCCUGAUAUCCCACAGAAUAAACAUCACUUUACAGCAAAGCUCUGUGUGCGAAAAUCUGAAGGGCCAGAGUUUGUGUGUACAAACUUCACAUUUUUCGACUGCAAUACCUAUAGCUCUUGUACUGAAUGUGUAUCGUCCCCUUUUCCUUGUGACUGGUGUGUUGAUGGCCAUCGAUGCACACACGACUCUGCAGAAAAUUGCAGAAAUGACGUUCUAGUCAAUGGUGUAAAUCGUGUUGGACCAAGCAUCAGAAGUGGACCUUCAUUUUGUCCUCGAAUUACCUUUCUUGAGAGCCAAGAAAUUUUGGUUUCAUCAGGCACUGAUAAGUCAAUCAAAGUCAAAGUUGACAAUAUAGCUCAAUUCAUCACACAGACAAGGUUUGUGUGUCAAUUCAACAUUGAAGGAAGAGUUACCAGUGUAAAUGCCAACUUGCUGAGUGAUACUAUUUACUGUGACAGAAUGGAAUUUUCAUAUACAACAGCUGCACCAUCAACUAAUGCAACAUUUGCUGUGAUCUGGGGAGGCUCAAAACCCCUUGAUAAUCCUGAUAACAUUCAUGUGCUGGUGUUUCAGUGUCAGCUCAUGGCCAACAAUUGUGGCAUGUGCUUAAGUCUUGCUGAGCGCUAUAAAUGUGGCUGGUGUCAGUCAACAAGUCGCUGUGAAGUGGCAGCCCAAUGUGAGGACGGGACAUGGUUGGACAGGGAUCGCACCUGUCCCAAUAUAAAUAUUACUAACUUUUAUCCACGAAGUGGCCCUUGGGAUGGAGGCACGAAUGUUACCAUAGAAGGUAUCAAUUUAGGCAAGCAGAUUGAUGACAUCUAUGAUGGAAUAACUGUUGCUGGAAUUAACUGCCAACCAUUUCGUGAAUCAUAUGUUAAAACCAGGAAGGUUACUUGCAUGGUAGACAGCCCAGGAGUGAAUGACUUUAAGGAAGGACCCAUUGUUGUAAAGGUGGCUCGUGAAUACCGUGGUGAAUCCCAAGACAAGUAUCGGUUUGUGAAUCCAGUAAUAACAGAUUUGACACCAGAUUCAGGACCAAGGUCAGGAGGGACAGUGCUCCACAUUAUUGGCAAGUACAUGAAUGCUGGCAGCCGCAUUAAAGCAUUCAUUAACGGACUUCCAUGCAAAAUUCAAAACACAAAUGCAAGUAGAGCAACAUGCAUUACAUCUUCGUAUUCGGACUUGCAAAAGGAAGGUAGUAUUGAAAUGACCUUUGACAAUGGCCGAAGAAAGUUGGAGGGGAAGUACUUCACUUAUGUUGACGAUCCAGAAAUUACCUCUGUUAAGUCUGGCAGAGUGGGACAGGCGGGCGUAAGAAAUGGUCCGAGAGGUAUUCCAUCUGGAGGAAUAAUUAUCACUGUUGACGGCACCAAUUUUAAUGUCAUCCGUAAGCCAAAAAUGUAUGUCAUGUACAAGGACAAAGAAUACACAAGUCCCUGUCAUGUAAAAAAUGCAACAAGAAUGGAAUGCAAGUCUCCAGCCAUUGCAAUUGAUAGUAAUGAGAGGAUUGACGAGGAGAAUGGCAUGAUGCUUGACUAUGGCUUCAUCAUGGAUAACGUGGAGUCUGUUCGUGAUCUCCAGAAUAGGGAAUUUUCUCCUUUCCUUGUUUUCCCAAAACCCGAGUACUUCACAUUUGAGGAUGAAAGCCAGAUCAAGAUGUACAAGUCUGAUUACCUCACAAUCAAUGGUAAGAACCUGGACAGGGCUGCACAGGAGAUUGAUGUAGAGGUCCGCAUUGGUGAAGAGUCUUGCAAUGUCACAUCAUUAUCUCGGUCUCAGCUAACAUGCAGGCCACCAAAAGAGCAGCCUGCACCAAACAAAAACAAUGACCUGCCCUUGGUUGUGGUGAUUGUUGGUGGUAAUCGCACAUACAGAAUUGGAUUCUUGAAGUAUGCUAACACAAAGGACUUUGGAACACUCUCCAAACAACUGAUCAUUAGCCUCUCAGUUGGUGCUGUGGUUCUUAUUCUGAUUUUGGUGAUUUGCCUCAUUGUCUAUCGUCAAAAGAGCAACCAAAACUCACGGGUUCUCAAGAGUAUGCAAGAACAAAUGGACAUUCUAGAACUUCGAGUGGCAGCUGAAUGCAAAGAAGCCUUUGCUGAACUGCAGACCGAGAUGACAGACUUGACUAGCGACCUGACUUGUGGUGGUAUUCCGUUCCUGGAGUACCGUACAUAUGCCAUGAAGAUCUUAUUUCCCAAUCUGGAAGAGACAACUGUACUGCAGAUGGACCGGCCUGACCUUGCAAGGAAGGAAAAAGGCCUGAAGCUCUUCGGCCAGCUAAUAAUGAAUAAGACAUUCUUACUACUGUUUAUUCGAACCCUGGAAUCUAACCGAUACUUUUCCAUGAGAGACAGGGUAAAUGUAGCUUCCCUCAUCAUGGUCGCCUUACAAGGAAAAAUGGAAUACUGUUCAGACAUCCUGAAGACUCUUCUAGCAGAACUGAUUGAAAAGUGUAUUGAAGGAAAGAUCCAUCCUAAACUACUCUUCAGAAGAACGGAAAGUGUAGCAGAAAAGAUGCUUUCAUCCUGGUUCACAUUCCUGCUUUACAAGUUCUUGAAGGAAUGUGCUGGAGAGCCACUCUAUAUGCUGUUCAGAGCCAUAAAACAACAAGUGGACAAGGGUCCAGUGGAUGCUGUCACUUCAGAAGCAAGAUAUUCUCUGUCUGAAGAGAAACUCAUCCGCCAGAGCAUUGACUACAAGGAAAUGACGGUGUAUGUGUCCAUGUGUAACCUGUACAUGGGAAGUGUAGAUGGACCCAUGGAAGGAGAUGAAACCCCAGUGAAGGUCUUGGAUUGUGAUACUAUCUCUCAGGUGAAGGAAAAGUCACUAGAUGCAAUAUAUCGCUCAUACCCCUAUUCACAGCGUCCACGAAGAGAAGACCUAGAUCUCGAAUGGCGCACAGGAACAUCAGGCCGUCUGAUUCUCUAUGAUGAAGACACAACCACCCGACCAGAAGGCGGUUGGAAGAAACUCAACACCCUUGGCCAUUACAAUGUGCCUGACCAGGCCCAGCUGACUCUCAUACCCAAGCAGUCGUCCAUCUACAUGUUAAUACUCUCUGAUAAAUCUGACAAGUCGCACCACAAAUACGACACGCUCAACAGGAGCAAACUAAAUUCCUCCAGUCCACCUCUCUCUCGAGCCACUUCACCCCUUAACCAUGAUAAUGAAGCAGGGGUAAAGGUAGGAGCAAAGGUUUGGCACUUGGUCCGCCAACAAGAGUCAGAACAGCGUGAGGGAGAACGCACAAAUAAGAUGGUGUCAGAAAUCUACCUCACGCGUCUCCUGUCAACAAAGCUGACCCUGCAAAAGUUUGUGGAUGAUCUGUUCGAGACCAUAUUCAGCACUGCUCACCGUGGCUCUGCCCUACCUUUAGCAAUUAAAUAUAUGUUCGACUUCUUGGAUGAUCAGGCACUACAGCAUGGCAUUACAGAUCCAGAGGUGGUACACACAUGGAAGAGCAACAGCCUACCACUCAGGUUCUGGGUCAACCUCAUAAAGAAUCCCAAUUUUGUAUUCGAUAUCCACAAGUCCAAUAUUGUGGAUGCCUGCCUCUCUGUAGUAGCUCAGACAUUCAUGGAUUCAUGUUCUACAUCUGAUCAUAGAUUAGGUAAAGAUUCUCCAAGUUCUAAGCUACUAUAUGCCAAAGACAUCCCUGUCUAUAAGGAAUGGGUAGAGCGAUAUUAUGCUGAUAUUAAGAUUAUGCAACCCAUCUCUGACCAGGAUAUGAAUGCCAUGUUGGCAGAAGAGUCCAGGAUGCACAAUUCAGAGUUCAAUAGCCUGGCAGCACUGGCAGAGCUGUAUGGCUAUGCAUUCAAGUAUAGUGACCAAUUAAUGCUGACCUUAGAAGAGGAUGAAUUCUCUACCAAGAACCGAUUGGCGUACCGGCUAGAGCAAGUUCACAGCAUAAUGACCACAGACCAAGACUGACAGGACGCCCCCCCAGACCCACGGGCUGGACCCGAUCAAAGGGUGCCACCUUCAGGGCUUGUGGGUCCCGGUUCCUUCUCUGCAGGCCCAUAUGGAGGGUCACCCCCGCACCAUGUGUAUGAAGGGGUACCAUAUGGCGUGUCCCCACCACAAUCUGCUGUUUAUGAUAGACAGGUGGAAACUAUGUUCACUUACCGUGGACAGGGAGCAGCCAUGGGAGAUGGGGGCCAAUGGGGGGGAGUAGAUGGCAGUGUGUAUGGUCUAUCUGGUGUGCCCCAGCAUGCCAGACACUCACCAGGGGCAUGUGGUAAUGCACAAUUUCCUAACAGAGGGACACCACAGGUGUACGGAUUUGAAUAUGAAGAGCCUUGAUUCACAUAAGGUUUAGUGGUGGGAGUGUUGUGUUUCUGCUCAAAGUGAGUUACUGUACGUACAGCUGGAAUGAAAAUUGAAGUGCCUCACGCCCAAGGCUACGAUUGUGCCCUGGAGUGAGCAUGGAAAAUGGCAACAAAGCAACGAACAAGCUUGCCCAGCAGCAGGCAAGAAGCAGCAGCAGCAAGAAAAUACAUACAUACAUAUAAUAUAUAUAUAUAUAUAUAUAUAUAUAUAUAUAUAUAUAUAUAUAUAUAUAUAUAUAUAUAUAUAUAUAUAUAUAUAUUAUAUAUAUAUAUAUGUAUAUAUGCAUAUACAUAUACAUAUAUACAUAUAUACAUACUUUAUGCACUACAGUAACUUUGUAUCAGACUCCCUGGCUUAAGAUACACUGAAAUGUGACUAGUGGAGGUGCGUUCUGCAGUCGUUGUUUUUUAAUGAGAUUAUCUUGGUGCUGUUUCAUGUGUGUGCAAUGUAGACUGCAGACUGAGUGCUACAAACCAGGACAAUAAGAAAUAUGGGUAGCAUUCGAGUGGUGCUCGUUCACAGUGUGUCAGAAAACAGCAUCUUGUGUUUAGUGUCACUUUUUUUAUUGCCAGUCCUGCCCUGAACACUUGUUUGACCUUUGCUCUUCCGUCUUCCAUCAAGACUGCACGUGACUUCAGCACAAGACUCCGCUGUUCAGAAGACUCUGCUCAAGACACCACCGAGAGGAGAGUCCAGUGGUGGAGAUGUAGUGAUAAUUCCAAAUUCAUUCAUUAUGUUAUUUGGAUUUAUAAGAUAUCAUUGUGAAGGAAUGUCUUAAUAGACUGCCUAGAAAGUUAGAAUUUUUCAGAAUCAUUCAGACUGAUAAAAGGAUUUGGCAUCAGGCAGCCCCAUGUAAUACUAAAUUGUUCACAUCAUAUAGUUUCCCGAAUGCUGUACAGAUUAUCAUCCAUAUUCCCUGCAUUUAAAAAAGAAAAAAAAGCAUAGCAAUCAUUACUCUUAAUAAGCUUAUGUUUGUCCAAGUUCAUAAACUGAGUGCAUUACCACAUUGCUGCUCUGUUACCGUAUGUACCAUUAUUUCAUAUGUGCAAAACUUUAAGAUGUUUCAAGUUUUCAUGUGAUAUUUCUAUGUGUACGAAACUGCGUGUGUGAUUGUGUGCGCAUACUGUUACUGCCAUGUGCAUGUGUGAAUGUGUGCGCAGAGAGGAAAGCCACGUGUGUGUUGUCUUGGUGUUCUAUGGACCUCAGCUUAUUGAGCAUAUUUUGCUUGCAUGGUGGAGAUUACAAAUGUUAUGUUUUGUUCUCAUAUCCUAUAUACCCUUCCGUAAUGGUUUAUGGGAAUGAUAGUAGUUCAUGACACCUGAGGAGCAUAAAAUGACUUUUUAGUGGAACUUGUUAUGAUUUUAAUAUAAAUGCCUUUGUGUAGGUGUAGAACUUGAGAUUGUCCGUGUUGUUGAUGGCGGUGAAAGUGAGGCUCCACCAUGCUGGCAGAGCUCAACUUGAGGGAGACUCAAUGUGCUCAUGAGUGUAGCUGUGUUCACGAAAUUUGGUUAUAAUCUAUAGGUGUUCUGAAGAUUCAUAGACACCUCACAGUUUGUUAUGUAAUCAACUCCAUCAUUUAGCCAUCAGUUUCCCCUCUUUCAUUUUUACGAAGAAUUUUGACUGGGAUAUUUUUUCCUUUUGCAUUUUUUCUUCUGUUAUUCCUUUUAAUUUGUUGAUUUUUAUUUGAUUUAUUAGCCCAUGUCUGUCAUAACGCCCAUGCCACUGCAAUGGUUUGUAUCAGUGGAAUUUUUUUAAAUUGUAGAUGGAGAAGGCGCAGGGUUUUUAGUAAUAACGCUCCUUGUUUAUAUGAAAAGGAUGUACUUUUUUAAAAGAGCUGUGGACUAAUAAUCCUUUUAUGUAUUUCCAUGUUUUGAGCUUUUUAGAUAUUACCGAAUGAGAUAUCAGUGCAGACAAGAUUUUUGCAAUAACUUUAAUAUGUCCGUUCUUGAAAUUGUGGUUUUCCAAAUUGUAUCAAAUCUUUUAUUAUCAUAAACGGAGCUUGUUUCAGCACCUGUUUCUACAGAGGCUCGGUGAGGGGAUCUCUUUUCAGACAACCAUCUAACGACAAAUGGAAAAAAUCGACUUUCAAUUUUUUCCAAUCUCUGGCUUAAUCUCUCACUGAGGUGCUCAUGUCUAAUGAAUAUAAUCUGAAAGGUGUAAAGAUUACGUACGGCUAAGACAGGCCACUGUUAGCUGUCAAGUGGUCUCGGAGCUACGGUUGAGUUAUGUCUCUCACACUCUACUCUCACACCCAUCUAUGUACAUUCAUUUGUGAAUAGUUCCUUUGUAUUAUAUUAGUACUCAUAAGACCAUUUGAUACAAUCAUUACUGGUAUUAAUUAUUAAUGAUGUUGAUACAAAUUCUAUCAUUGUCUACUUAGCUCGCGUCCCAGGACCAAACGAUGAUUUUGUUGGCCAGAAGACUGUAGCCUCGGUGAGAAAGAGGCGGUUUGUAUAUACUCAUGGAGGUGGGUCGGCGGCCUACCACAUCCUUCUGCAUUCCAGGGUCCUAUAGCCAAAUGUUUGGACUCUUUUGUAUACAUAUAUAUCAUGACGUCAUACGUCCUCCAUUUUAUAUUAUAGGAACGCAUUUUUGUUUGAUUUUUUUUUAUCCCCGUCCUUUUUUGAUUGUCCCUUCCUAAUACGUUGUUAUACAUAUUUUUGGUUUGGCAAUUUGUUGAGAGUUGUUCCCCGAUUAGAAGAAAAAGAAACAUGAGAAAGAAAACAUGAGCACAGGGAGCGAGUCUCUGUCCGGUCUUCGUUGGGCCCUGGUCUAGUCCCGGCCGCCGACCAUGCCUGCCGUGUACCAUGAUUUCCCGCGCGUCCCACUGUACAGACGCACGUUAUGUGUAUGUCAAGUCUGUGUUUCAUAUAAAUGGAUCAAUAAAUUUUUUCACUGUA